Molecule: messenger RNA, 3151 nt
Organism: Alnus glutinosa
Lineage: Eukaryota; Viridiplantae; Streptophyta; Magnoliopsida; Fagales; Betulaceae
Product: protein GRIP
Exons: 22
Coding region: 258-2657 (799 amino acids)
Biological process (GO): reciprocal meiotic recombination
Source: RefSeq, a predicted model, not a curated record
ACCCUUGUCAAAGCGAAGUAUGCCAUUCUGGACUCCAUAUGGCGGAGUCGGAGCCAUGUCUCUCGGCCAUGGUUCCCUGUUAGAGAAACACAGCAAAAACAACACCGUUUCCAAGCUCGCUUGCCCUAGCUAGCUUGAGAAUUGAGAUCCAAUCACACAUCGGCGAUUUCAGCAAUUGGGAACGUUUGGCUCUCAGUCUGAAUUGAAUCGCCGGUGCUUGGGUUCACAGAAGCUGAUGUGGACAGAAGAGUGAAAAGAUGGCAGCUGAAGGAGGUCAUAUGGCUGGAGUGUUGGAAAUUCAUGCAGAAGAUGCUUUAAAACCCGAGAAACAGUUGCCCGACACAAAUUACUUGAGCAAUGGAAAUAUUGCCUUGGAAAAUGGGUUGCCUGAUGUUGACCCAUGUUCGGGUGAUAGUCAUGAUCAGUUGGUUCAAAUGGUUACUGAACUAAAAUUUCAGAAUGAAUUCUUGAAGUGUCAAUUUGAGGAUUUGAAAAAUCUUCAAUUGGAAGAGAUUGUGUCUAACCAACAAACAAUAGCAAGUGAGACAGAUGGUGGAGAGUCCGAAGAUGUGAAAGAACUUCGUGAAAAGAUAGAAUCUUUGGAGAAAGAACUUUUGGAGGAAAAACAGACAAGGGGUGCGGCAGAGGAGGCUUUGAAGCAUCUUACAUCGGCAUACUCAGAGGCAGAUGCAAAAGCCCAAGAGCUCUCUGCAAAGCUUGCUGAAGCUGAACAGAAGCUGGAUCAAGAAAUAAAAGAGCGUGAAGAGAAGUACUCUGAACUUGACUCAAAAUUUAACAGGCUUCACAAACGAGCAAAACAACGCAUACAAGAUGUUCAAAAGGAAAAAGAUGAUCUUGAGGCCCAGUUUCGUGAACUGAGUGAAACAGCUGAGCGAGCAUCAUCCCAACAGUCAGCGUUGCAGCAAGAGCUGGAGCGGACACGACAACAAGCAAAUGAUGCAUUAAAAGCAAUGGAUGCAGAGAGGCAACAAUUAAGGAGUACAAACAAUAAACUCCGAGACACCAUUGAGGAAUUGCGGCGUUCAUUGCAACCAAAAGAGAGCGCUCUUGAGGCUUUGCAACAGUCGCAAUUGGAGAAGGACCAGAUGUUGGAAGAUAUGCGGGGAUUAUUACAAGCUGCGGAUGAAAAAAGGCAAGCUUCACUAGCUGAGCUCUCCGCUAAACAUCAGAGGAAUUUGGAGAGUUUGGAAGCCCAACUUGCUGAUGCAUUAUCUGAUAGAAGCAAAGCAACUGAAACUAUUUCUUCACUACAGGUGCUAGUUGCAGAGAAAGAGUCUAAGAUUGCAGAGAUGGAUGCUGCUUCAACUGGUGAAGCAGCUCGGCUUAGAGCUUCUGUGGAAACUGUAAAGGGAGAGCUUGCUCACCUGAAACAUGAGCAUGAGAAAGAAAAGGAGAGCUUGGAAGCUGCCUCCCGGGCACUUAAAACUAAACUGGAAAUUGCCGAGAGUAAUUGCAUACGCGCAGAAAUUGAAGCAGCUAAAAUGAGAAGUCAACUAGAAUCUGAGGUGUGUGUACAAGCUCAGAUGCUAAAUACUAGAGAUGCUGAGUUAGUGGCUGCCAAGGAGGAGAUCAGCCGCCUUGAAAGUGAGUUUUCUUCCUACAAGAUUCGUGCUCAUGCACUUCUCCAAAAGAAGGAUGCAGACCUAGCUGCAGCUAAGGACUCCGAACAACUUAAAGUUCUUGAGGAAGCACUAAAAGAGGCUGAAAAAGAAAUUUCAUCUGUAUCUGCAGAAAGGGAUAGGGCCCUUCAAGAUCUUCAGGGUGCUUUGGCUAAUCAUGUAAAAGAACUCAAAGAAAGAGAUUUGCUCCUUGACAAUGCCAAGCAGCAGAUUAAGAGCUUAGAAGUAAAGAUUGUUUCUGCUAAUGCUAGCCACCAAUCAGAUAAGGAAGCAUGGGAAAUGAACCUCCAAAAUUUAGAAGAAACAUGGCAACUCAGAUGCGACGCAAUACGGGCUCAAAAUGAAGCAUCCUCUGGCCAGGAUAUACAAAAAGAACUAGAUGAGCUCAAACUACGUUAUAAAAGAUUGAAGGAAGAGCAUGAUUCAUUUCGUGAUCUUGCUGAUAGAAUGAUUGAGGAGAAGGACAAAGAAAUCUCUAAACUUCUUGAUGAUAAGAAGAAUCUUCAUCGAUCUCUGGAAUCAAGACCACCAACUGUUGAUCACAAUAAUAAUUACGACACAGCCACGGAAAAGCAGGAUGCACAGAAUUUAAGCACUACUGCAGCAGAACAGCAGAUUCUGGUUUUAGCAAGGCAGCAAGCUCAGAGAGAGGAAGAGCUAGCUCAGUCGCAACGGCACAUUUUAGCACUUCAAGAGGAAAUUGAGGAGCUUGAACGUGAGAAUCGUCUCCAUAGCCAACAGGAAGCCAUGCUGAAGGCCGAGCUUCGCAAUAUUGAAAGAGCACAGAAGAGGGAUGGGGUAGAUAUGACGUACUUGAAAAAUGUUAUCUUAAAGCUUCUUGAAACAGGUGAAGUGGAGGCUCUAUUACCCGUGAUUGGGAUGCUUCUUCAAUUUAGUCCUCAAGAGAUACUAAAGUGUCAACAAGCAUACCACGCCUCUAGAGAUGUUCCACCAAGCCCAGCAAGCGAUACUUCGGGCUCUGCUCGCUCUCUUUUCUCAAGAUUCUCAUUUUCUUAACAGUGGGUUAAAUAGUCAGUGGAUAAUCUCACUGCAACUCAGCUGCAAUGACGUUGGCCGCUCGCAUGCAGAUAGGGAAGUGCAUGUUUGGCCUCAGUAAAUGCUGUAUUCUUUUUGUGACACUAUAUUGUUGCAUGAUAAGGUUCAGAUAUUGUAAAGAACAAUUAGAAGAGGGAAUGACACACAUCAAAUAUCAAGAGAGGGAGGAGAAAUAUUUUCGGUACUUUAUUUACUCUUUCUGGAAGAAGUGUCAUGAAGCCAGACAAUUUUUAUUUUUUUUCUCACAAUUCAAUGUUUUUCUUUCUUUUCACAAUUCAAUGUAAAGUAUACGUGAGAAUGAUACUAUUGAGAAACAAGGCAAUUCCCAGUGAACUUAUUAAUACAAAUGGGAUAAGGACUCUCUCUCUCUCUCUCUCUCUCUCUCCAUGUAUAGUAUGUAUUGGCCCUAUUGGGUGUCUUUUUAUUUUUUUACUUUAUAUAACGACUCUUUCUUA